Prorocentrum cordatum is the source of this 786-nucleotide messenger RNA. NCBI's taxonomy places the organism in Eukaryota, Dinophyceae, Prorocentrales, Prorocentraceae. The record is from the annotation of a GenBank genome assembly.
AUGUGCGACCAGGGCGGCCGCGGCCCCGCCGCCGUGCCCCCGCCUCGGUCGCAGCAGGCCCUCGACGACGCCAUGCAGGCGCUGGAGAGCCGCGUUCUCGCCAAAGUGAGCGCCGCGCUCGCCGAGCUGGACGAGCGCAUAUCGAAGACGGACGCGAAGGUGGACGGGCCCCUCGCGACGAUGCUGAACGCCGUGGCCGAGGAGCACAUCGACCUGAAGGCGAGGCUCGACGGGACCUCGGCCUCGCUCCUGCAGGCCCUCGCGCUGGACCAGAUGGAGCUCAAGGCAAAGCUGGACCAGAGCGUGGCCCCCCUGCUGCACAGCCUGGCGCUCGACCAGAUGGAGCUGAAGGCCAAGCUCGACGCAGCCGCCCAGCCCGGGCCCGCCCGGCACGCCCUUGCGCACGCCGCCCCGGCGGCCGGCGGUGGCGCGCUGGCCACCCAGGAGGGCGGACAAGGCCGGGCUCGAGACGGAAGUCCCCUUCCCGCUCAAGAGCCCGAGCAGGGUGCCCUUCGGCCUGCCCACGGGCAGCCCAGCGCAGCGCAGGCUCUUCACCACGCUCGAGGCCGACCCGUCCAGCAGGGCGUGGGGCUGCCCGCCCCCUCCGGCAGCGGCCGCCGGCGCCGGGCCCCCCCUCUGGACGGGCUCGUCCUUCGCGUACAGGACAGCAAGACGCCCGCGUGGAGCUUGGCUGGCGGGCCCCCGCGGCUGUCCCGCCCCGCGCGCGGCGGCCUGCGGCCGGGCCACCGCUCGCUGCCGCAGCUGCCCCCGGUCCAGAGCCCGUGA